UAUUAAAGCACUUAAAGCACUUUAUAAUUAUAGAGGGUACCAUUCUCUUUUAUGUAUGUUCAUCGUUAAAGGGUCAAACUCGUAUCACUUGGGUGGCAUUUGAGUAUUUGGUAGAAUACCCAACAAGAUGACUUCUACGAAGGAGACAGGCCUUCACCUACUUGAUGCACCUAUCCAAAUUGUAGACUUUCGCUCGGGAUCUGGUGUUUGUCCUAAACUAGACCCUACUGCAAAAAUCCUGGCUGUAAAGCAAUAUCAUUCGGACUUCGGCAAGGUCGUCGGCACAACGCCACGCCACUCACUAUUGCUUUCCUCGGAAGACACGUCGAUGAAUCCAUUCUUUCAGAAUGGAUGUGUGUGGGUUUCGGAUGGAGACCAGCUGUAUAUCAUGUCAGACCCACUGCAGCCUAGCAACAGCUCCCAGUUGCCGGUGAUCUUGAUAUCCAGAGUAAUCCUCCAUCGUGCUCCUGACGAUUCCAUCACUGCGGUUGACUGGCUGAAACUACGAUCACCAGAAAAUAUGGUUAUGCCAGCUGGCGCAUGCCGGUAUAAGAGUGGCAUUCUAUAUUGUUCACAGGGCAACCUUUGCCCGGAACUUGGCGGACUCUCCUAUAUGCGUUUAGGAAGACCUCCUACCUCCAUUCUAUACGGCUACUUUGGAACUCCCUUCAACUCGAUCCAAAAUGUGAUCGAGGAUCUAGACGGUGGUUUAUGGUUCACAGACAGCGAUAUGGGGUUCGAGCGAUCAAUCAGGCCUAAGCCGCAAUUGCCAAAUCAAGUCUAUCGGUUCGACCCCAAGACUAACGAUUUGCGUGUCGUUGCCGAUGGGUUCAAAAAGCCCGCAGGAAUUGCCAUAAGCCCGAACAACGAUACUUUGUACAUUACUGAUAUUGACGCGGCACGUCCCGAUGGCACUACGGACCGUACACGCGCUGCAACCAUCUAUGCCUUCGACGUCACACGAAGAUUCGGGUCCCAGUUCCUGACGAACAGGCGCACGUUCGCUUUUGCGAAGGAAGGCGUUCCAAGGGCAGUAAUGUGCGAUGACCUUGGAAUCGUAUACGCCGCGUGUGGUGACGGCGUUGAAGUAUGGAGUCCAGGAGGUGUGGCGCUAGGGGUAAUCGAGGUUCCCGGAGGCUGUACGACAUUAUGCUUUGGCGAGAAUAGGGAACUCUUCAUUGGUGCUAAGCAGCGACUGUGGAUGAUUCAACUACAAGACAAAUGAUCCCUUUUGGUUUUGGGACUCCAGAGAUCACCAGCCGAUUGAUUAUUUACUGGACGACGAGUGAGGGCGUGUGUCACUGCUAAUCUAAUGAAUUUAUGUAUUCUCUCGUGAUAUCAUUAUUUCUAAUGGGGUUUACUUGUACUUGUAUGUACGUGGUUUGGAAAUUGGAAUAAAGCACAGUGUACUCCGUACAGCCUUAUGAAUACCUACAAUUGAUAAGUGUUACACUGCUACAGUGCAGUGCGGGUACCUGAUGCUAAUCAUUAGCGUCAACGUAGAUGCUGGGGCCAGCUGGGCAGGUAUGCCAGAUAGAGUUUAAUACCUACAUGCCC
Messenger RNA from Hypoxylon fragiforme, 1557 nucleotides. Its product is annotated as calcium-dependent phosphotriesterase. The transcript has 5 exons. NCBI's taxonomy places the organism in Eukaryota, Fungi, Ascomycota, Sordariomycetes, Xylariales, Hypoxylaceae. The record is from RefSeq and is a predicted model, not a curated record. The coding region runs from base 128 to 1225 and encodes 365 amino acids.